This is a messenger RNA of Rhagoletis pomonella (apple maggot), 370 nucleotides long. Its product is annotated as protein unc-13 homolog 4B-like. The coding region runs from base 98 to 295 and encodes 65 amino acids. The record is from RefSeq and is a predicted model, not a curated record. NCBI's taxonomy places the organism in Eukaryota, Metazoa, Arthropoda, Insecta, Diptera, Tephritidae. The transcript is spliced from 2 exons.
CGUAAAAUUUUCUAUUUCCAGCAAUUUAACAGAGGAACAGCUUUCAAAGCUCAAUAGUCUGAUUUUGUUUAGUGUAAAAGACAAAGACCUAUUUGGCAUGACUAGUCAAUACAUCGCUGAGUGCUACAUAACCUUUGCGGACCUCAUGGCAAAAGAAAAUGAACAAAUUCACAUCGAACUAUCUCGGGCACAAUACGCAGAAUCAGAAACCAUUCGUGCAUUGGAAUAUCGGCAGGGUGACAAACAAGCACGAGAUUUUUUAAAGAAAUUAAAAAAUAAAUUGAAUUCUAAAUAAACUAUUUAUUCUAUCAUUGCAUAGUUUUGGUAAUACUGCACGAGUUCUUGUUUAAAAUUAUUAUGUUUUUUUAAU